AUUACCGAGCAUUGCCUAUCUCAAUAACGACUUCUUGUCGAUCAUCGAUCGCAAUAUGAUCGUCAUAGAAACAUAAACAAGAUGGCGAGUUCUUCGUCUCUUAUGUGAUACAAAGCAAUUUUGCUCCGAAUCACAAUGGCCCAAACGGAAGACUUGUAUAAGCCUUCCCAGCUCAGUAGAAGAUGGAUUUGGAAAGACGACACAAACACACUGGAACCAGUAAGCACUGUUCCUGGAAGCUUUGAUAAAGGUGUUAACUUUCAUCUAGCUGCAAACAAAUCCAAAAGAAGCAAAGGAGGCUUAGGAAUUCACUUUCAGGACCUGAACAAGAAAAAUGAUAGGGGUACACCAUCAGUCAUGUCCAAAAACUACGGGGCUACAGGAGCAACAUCUCGUCGUGGCCAGGCAUACCUGUUGGUACAAAGAGCUGGUAACAUGAAAGGUUCCUCACCACGCCCAAGUGUCAAGCCAGCUGCAGCCAAUGAACAUGCAACUGUAACACUGGAUGAUGUCAAGAGUGUUGCAUUAGAUUCCAUGCCAGAUGUUGACCUCCUUCCUCCAGCAUUUCAGGAAUGUUAUAGCUCUGAACAAUUUGAUGAAUUUCAACUGGCCAUUUUGAAUUACUUUGAUGCAUUCUUUGAGAGGAUGGCUAUUGAAAAUAAACCAAAACCAAUGGCAGUUGAACCAAGUCUAGCUGAGAGAAAAGCGCUUGCAACAGCUGUCUCCAAACAAGAAUCAGCACAGAGACUUCUAGGACAAUGUUACUGUACACUUGUUCUUGGGCUUGGACUGGAAGAUAAACAUCACAUGGGCUGUGGCAGACAACGCAGCUCAUACACAAGCAGAGACAGGGAACUCUAUGAGGCUCUUUACCCAUUUUCUGCAUAUGUGACCUACGUUGCAUUUAGACGACAACAUUUGGAUUUAAUACAAAAAGAACUGGGAAGAUUGUUUCGUUCAGACACAUUCAACCCAGCAGGGCGACCCCAAGCAGUUGAAGAGGUGUAUGCUAUGGAUCGCCUCAAAGACAGCACCAAGCAGCCGUUAACACCUGCCGAAUAUCGUAGGCUCAAACCAAAGCGACCGCCUAUCAAGUCAAUUAUCAACCAACGUUCUCCGGUGCUGGUGUCCCUGUUACCGACCUCACAGGAAGCAAGUCCGUGGUUUCUUGAUCGCACCAAAGCUCUUCCCUUGUCGGAAAAUGAGAUUCCACACGAAGAAGAAAAGCUGGGUCUUAUCCUUCAACCCAAAGUUGGUAUCAUCGGAGAACCCAUGUCCGGUUUUAAUCCAUUGACUUUGGCACCGUUUGGCGAGGAACAUGAGGAGGAGACUGGAGACGAGGCGGGAUCAAGAAGAAGUUCCAUACCAGGUGAAGCACCUGUAACCCCCAAUCAGGGAGCAACCAGCGACGUAGAAGAAGGAGAACCCGCUGAACAGGAGGAAUGAUAUAAACACCAACUUUUAGUGCAUGUGUCCUGACGUAAAGUCAGAUUGUCACAAGAAAAUCACACACGUUCUGUCAAACACAUUAUUGUAGAUAAAUUGUACAGAGUGCCCAUUCUGUAAUGUAUUUAAUAAAUUUUUUUAAAUUUGUAACAGCUUUUACUCCCUGUGGAGUAAAAGCUGAUACACCUUGUUUAUUGAA
Pocillopora verrucosa is the source of this 1645-nucleotide messenger RNA. RefSeq names its product protein phosphatase 1 regulatory subunit 36. The record is from RefSeq and is a predicted model, not a curated record. Gene Ontology annotation, molecular function: phosphatase binding. Gene Ontology annotation, biological process: negative regulation of phosphatase activity. NCBI's taxonomy places the organism in Eukaryota, Metazoa, Cnidaria, Anthozoa, Scleractinia, Pocilloporidae.